Molecule: messenger RNA, 2384 nt
Organism: Venturia canescens
Lineage: Eukaryota; Metazoa; Arthropoda; Insecta; Hymenoptera; Ichneumonidae
Exons: 7
Coding region: 189-1658 (489 amino acids)
Source: RefSeq, a predicted model, not a curated record
AAGUACCGUUCAUCGGACUACGUUGAACGCCAGUCAGGCCACGACUCUCGUAGCGUCAGGUGUUUAAACCUUCCUGGGAAGUCAGUACACAUAAUCCUCUUCUUACCUGCGUUCGUUUCGAGAAAAUAAUCGAUUGCGUUUCUUCCAUCCAAAAAUUUCGGUCGAUCACUCGAGACGAGGAGGACAUCAUGUGGAUUCCCAAAGUAUUUUCGGUGCUGAUCCUCGCUGGGCUGGUCAUCUGCGAUAAGCAAAACGACGAAUAUGAAGGAGCGAGCGAAAUGUAUGAGGCUGCUAGAGCUAUGUUUGACAGUAUAGACGCGGGUGGUAUGCAGAAUUUCAUUUCCCAAUUGAUGCCGGCUGAAGAACCGUGGAAGAUGAACAACUUAGGAGGGGGAGAAGUUGCAGGCCGGGGUGCCGGAAUCGGGCAGCUCCUCGCUGGCAUGGGUAACCUCAUGGGAGCAGUUGCUGGCAACAAAGAUGCCAAAGGCGGUCAACCUACCGCUGGAAUGGCUCUUCCAGUACUGGGAUCACUUCUCGAAAUGGCAUCAAUGGCGAAGGGUGCAAGUGCGAACGAGAGAUCGAAGAAAAGCGUUGACGAGAGUCCUCCAAGCGGCGGAGGCCUCGACUUGGAGAACCUGGUGAACAUGGCUGGUAUGUUCAUGGGUCAAGGUGGGAACAGUCAAGGCCUGUUGGGCCUGUUGCCGAUGUUUCUCGAUACGUUGAACGCCGGAAAUUCGAACGAAGUUGGUACGGGCAAAAAGCACGACCACUCCUCGCACUCGUGGUACAUGCCACCGAUUCUGGAAAAUCUCCACGUCAUGUGGGAUCACUUCAGUCAUUCUGAGCUCGGUCAAACUCUCUGGCGCAAAAGUGGACUCGAGCAAAUACUCAGCACCAUGGUCAACGAGGAUGGUCGCAUCAAAUACGAAAAAAUAUUCGACAGCUUCGAGAACCCUAUGCUUAGGAGGAAGUGGAUCAGAUCGAUGACCAACUUCAUCGCUGACUGGAUCGCUUACAUUGCGGAUCCUGCAACGCGCCAAAGACACAUAACUACCAUUCAGUUCGUGGCUAACAGUUUCCUCAAGUCUCAGGGUUAUCCGAAAUCCGCGAUGUUCGAUGCCACGAAACCAGUCGAGAGUCUUACCAGAGUUGUGAAUGCAGGUGCCAAGAGACACUUGAACAUGCAAAUUGACAGUCAUCAGUAUAUCAAACCAGCGGUUGCUUACACUCAGGACCUCGUGAAACUUGCAUCCGAAAAGGGCUUCAUAAUGUCGCGUGUCAACGCAAAUGAACUCAGUUACAAGCUCAGUGAAACGAUAAACAAUGACCUCAUUUCUCCGUUGCUCAAGGUGUAUCGAGCCUACAAGUGGGCUGUUAAGUCACCCAAGUGCGCUAAGCACGUAUUGUGCACAAUAAACCAGCCGAGUAACGAGAUCGCAGAUCACGAUAAAAUGGGCCCAGUCAGAGCGUUCCUCACCAAAAUGGCGAGUUAUCCAGCCGCCUGGUCGAUCAGUGACAAAACUGGAGUCAGCUUCUGGUCACUGUACGGUGCCAUUCAAGAAAACGACCAAUGCCACGAAAAGUAUCCAGCUGACUGCACGGAGUUCCACGAAGAAGAAAUUCGCGUGACGACCGAAGCUACCCACAGUGAGCUCUGAGAGCCAGCAUCGAAUACCCGUUUAUCCGAAAGUGGAUGAACAAAGUAAAUUGUGUGUUUUGAGCUGAACUGACUUUCGUUUGGCAGCGACAGGCUCCGUUGUCAAAAAAUGUGACAGUGCGACACGAGUUGUCACGAGUCCGAUGACCAUUGAACCUCGAUAUAUAUUUUUUGUAGUCAGUAAGAUGACGGAUCUUCAAUCAGACGAUCCUUUUCCCAGUGUUAAGCCUCUAUUGAGGAAUCAUUAAGUUUUUAUUUUUUUCGUUAUUAAGAAAACGCUCGAGUCUGAAACGAAGGAAACAUACGUCGUUGGAUUUCGUAACGUUGCUGAGCUGGCGCAUUGCAUAUUUUCAACGAAGUUAUGUGAAAACGAUUCAAUAUUUUUGUUGUAGAAUCUCAAAAUUAUGGCAACCGAAAACAAUUAUGGCUGGAGAGUUGUGAACCUUAUGCGAUAGAAAAAUUACAAUAUUUUUCAACAUAGCAACAAUGUCUGGGAAAUAACUGCACAAAUACAUGUACGAAAUUAAACAUUACGUAAGACUUGGUGCGAUUCUUGACUAAUUUCUCGAAAACGUCACAAUCUAUCGCGCUGAAAACCAAUCGCAAUAGAUUGUAGGCCGACUGCUCUUGUAAAUAUUAGGAUAUCGAAGUCGUGUGAAAAAUAAAACGCUUGAGGAAAAAAAUACUAAAAAUAAUUCAUGUAGAAAUCAGCGAAAGAAAAAUUCAA